Molecule: messenger RNA, 604 nt
Organism: Juglans microcarpa x Juglans regia
Lineage: Eukaryota; Viridiplantae; Streptophyta; Magnoliopsida; Fagales; Juglandaceae
Product: mitochondrial import inner membrane translocase subunit Tim13
Exons: 2
Coding region: 113-382 (89 amino acids)
Source: RefSeq, a predicted model, not a curated record
CUAGGGUUUUGGUCCGUGUUGUGUUGUUGAUUAGGGCUUAGGAGGCGGCCGAGGCAGUGCAGUGCUGUAAGGUGAAGAAAGCGGUGGAAGAAGAGUUGCAGAGAGAAGGGCAAUGGAUGCGUUUUCUUCAUCGCCGUCAAGUGGGUCGCCAUCUCAGCAGUUCUCGUCCUCGGAUUUCAAGGACCAACUCAAGACCCAGCUUGCCCAGGCUUAUGCCGAGGAGUUCCUCGAGACCAUAAGGGCGAAGUGCUUUGACAAGUGUAUUACAAAACCAGGGUCAAGCCUCGGUGGGAGUGAGAGUAGCUGCAUAUCUAGGUGUGUGGAUCGGUACAUUGAGGCUACUGGCAUUGUUAGCAAAUCUCUCUUUAGUGCACAACACUGAUUUUUUGGAGGGGAGAAUUUCUCGAAGAAUGUCAAAGUUGCAUAAUUUCAGAGAAACUAUAGAUAGACAGGUAGAGGUCCUGUGUGGUAUUCUAUACCAACUCUGGUAUCUUUCAUGCGGGAAAUUUCCUUCACAUUAAGAACUGAUUUACGUACUCAAAAUUAUAUCCCCUGCAAACUUUGUAACCCUCUGCAUUUUGCCUGCUGCUGUUUUGGAACUAAA